AGAGGAGAGCGGAGCGGGCUGGAGAGAGGACCAGCCUCCUCCGCGGGACGUCCAGCGGGGAUUUAACCGUUCACUCUCGGGUACAGCCCACUUCGGCACGGGAUGGAUCCCAAGAGCCGAACAUGCGUUUCCCUCUGUGAUUUGAAGAUUCUUUGACAAUCAGCAUUGCUAAAAGGAGGGCUGGACUUUACGCGCGGCUUGAUUUGCUCGAAGUGGAUUCAGGCGGUUCCACGUGGAUGACUUCACUGACACUUUUACGUCUCGAGAAUUUGUUGAUGUUAAACAUGUACUGCACGUCAAGUCUCGCGCUAUUCUCCACGCAGACUUGCACAGUGUGAGCCAGAAGCAUGCCGCUGGUGGCGUGGGUCCCGGUGGCUCUGCUGCUGGGCUUCAUCAUCUCGCAGACGUGGAGCAUUCACAUGUCGUGGGAAAAUCGAGGCACGCAGCCGCACAUCAUUUUCAUCCUCGUGGACGACCAAGGUUUCAGAGAUGUCGGGUACCACGGCUCCGAGAUCAAGACCCCCGCCAUAGACCGGCUGGCGUCGCAGGGGGUCAAGCUGGAGAACUACUACGUUCAGCCGCUGUGCAGCCCGUCCCGCAGCCAGCUCAUGACCGGCAGGUAUCAAAUCCAUACUGGCCUUCAACACUCCAUCAUCAGACCAACUCAGCCCAACUGCCUGCCUCUGGAAAAUGUCACCUUACCCCAGAAGCUAAAGCAGGCCGGCUACUCCACUCACAUGGUCGGCAAAUGGCACCUUGGCUUCUACAAACGAAACUGUCUACCUACUCAACGUGGCUUCGACACUUUCUUCGGCUCUCUGCUCGGAAGUGGAGAUUACUACAGCCACUACAAAUGUGAAGGUACAGGGAUAUGCGGGUACGACCUGUACGAAGGCGAGGAGGCAGCUUGGGACCAGGAUCACGGAAUGUACUCGACUAUGAUGCUAACCAGAAAAGCUAUUAGCAUCUUGGCUAACCACAACCCUAAUCAGCAACCGCUAUUUCUUUACUUAGCAUUUCAGGCAGUUCACUCUCCACUGCAAGUUCCGGCGCGAUACCUCGAGCGCUAUAAAGGAAUCCCGAACUUAAUACGACGGAAGUACGCCGCCAUGGUGUCUUGUCUUGACGAAGCCAUCCACAAUUUGACGAUGGCGUUGAAGCGUUAUGGCUACUAUGACAACACAGUUAUAGUGUACUCCUCAGACAAUGGAGGACAACCGCUAGCUGGUGGUAGCAACUGGCCUUUGAGAGGUAGCAAGGCGACAUAUUGGGAAGGUGGCAUCAAGGCAGUUGGUUUUGUCCACAGUCCAUUAUUGAUGAACAAGGGGACUAAAUGUCGUUCUUUGGUCCACAUAACAGACUGGUUUCCUACCUUGGUGACUCUUGCAGAAGGUACCUUGGAGGAAGAUCUAAACUUGGAUGGGUAUGAUGUUUGGGAAGCUAUCAGUGAAGGUCGCCCAUCUCCACGCCAAGACAUUUUACAUAAUAUUGACCCGAUUUAUAUCAAAGCAAAAAACGGUUCUUGGAAAGCGGGGUAUGGACUAUGGAAUACAGCGGUCCAGGCAGCUUUGCGGGUUGGGCAUUGGAAACUGCUAACUGGGGUACCUGGGUAUAGUGACUGGGUGCCUCCACAGACUUUCUCUACCCAGAGGCUAACCCAUCGCUAUCAUAAUGAAAGGAUACGGUGGGAUAGGGGGAAAUCUCUGUGGUUGUUCAACAUCACAGCAGACCCAUAUGAGCGGGUGGAUCUUUCUCAAAGGUACCCGCAUAUUGUCAAGAAGAUGCUAAUGCGCCUAGCACAUUACAAUAAGACUGCAGUGCCGGUGCGUUAUCCAGCUAAAGACCUCCGCUCCAACCCACAGUUUAACGGAGGGGUGUGGGGCCCAUGGUACAAGGACGAAAAAGAUAGACAAGAUGAGGAACACAUGAACAAUCAUCUGACGGAAGUUUCAAAUAAAAAGCGAUGGAAAAAGAAAUUCAAACAUCGGAAACUGAAAAGGCGAGUUGAGGAGUAAACGAUAAUAUUUGUGAAAAAAAGAUCAUUAAUGUCUCAGGGAUUGACGUGUUCUAUUUCAGGAAUGUACAUCAAAUAAACUAAAACUAGACCACAGUGAACUGAACUGUGAUGUAAUAGUUAGAGUAUGCUGUAGAAACACUUACUGUAAACACUACUGUCAAGCCAAGGUACAAUCAAGACCUCAUGAAUGUUUUGGUCCUGGCGAUGAUUUUUUUUUUCAUAAGGUUGCACAAAUUGGGCCAAAUUGAAAAAGGUGCACUAUGUAACUUUUCUGAUGGAGAGUCUGCCACCAUAGAGAUGUAAUUUCUUUACCUUGUUCCAUUGUACAAUAUUUAGGUUAUACCAUGGAUAUAUUCAAAUAGCAGAUGUUCAUUGAUAAAAAUUACCCAAAAAAAUAUGCAUGCUUACUGUAAGUGGAGUUGCCUGUCCCUACAGAUUUGACUUGGCCUGGUGGCAUCAUGGUGAUAGAUAAGUUUAAUACCCUACUGUGGAACUUUUCAUGCAAAAAAAGGUGACAGAAGCCUCCACUAGAAAAGGUGCAAUAAGAAAAGUAAAAAUCCUCCAUAUUUCAUCUAUUUUCUGAAAUUCAGCAGCAAUAUUAAAUAAUAAAUUUGACAGAUGACAGUAGACUAUUGUAUUGUUUUGCUUGUUUCUUUCUGUUACUGUUGAAAACCCCAUUGCUAAUGCACAGGGGGAAUAAAGCUGUGAUGUUACUUUGAAUAUCAAAUGCAUGUUUUAUACAGGCAUAGAUGACAAUCCAGAUGUAUACUGUACAUGCGGACUUACUUAUAGAGAACUUUUAUUUUUCUAUAUUGUGUUGCAUGCUUGAACUAGUGCACCCUAUCCCUUCCCACUUAGCCUAUUAGAUAUACAGACAGUUGCCAUAUAUUAUGAUGAUAGAUACCAAAUCAACCAUAGGGCUAGUAUAUAAUGUGACAUAAACAGAUGUUGAAUUUAUGUGAUGUAAAAAUGGAUGCGUUGGUUUUAUAAGCACAGUCUGUCUAUCCUUUAUUGAAAGAGUAUGUUCCCCCUGUCAGAUAUGGUCUUUUUGGGACAAGGCCAAAGUGAAUGUAAGACAAACUGACUAAAUAAACGUCAUGGACACU
Messenger RNA from Periophthalmus magnuspinnatus, 3123 nucleotides. It is a transcript of the gene arsj, whose product is annotated as arylsulfatase family, member J. Bases 348 to 2015 code for a protein of 555 amino acids. The record is from RefSeq and is a predicted model, not a curated record. The transcript has 2 exons. NCBI's taxonomy places the organism in Eukaryota, Metazoa, Chordata, Actinopteri, Gobiiformes, Gobiidae.